This is a messenger RNA of Volvox carteri f. nagariensis, 300 nucleotides long. RefSeq lists its product as uncharacterized. The transcript has 3 exons. The record is from RefSeq and is a predicted model, not a curated record. The annotation marks the transcript as partial. NCBI's taxonomy places the organism in Eukaryota, Viridiplantae, Chlorophyta, Chlorophyceae, Chlamydomonadales, Volvocaceae.
AUGGUGCGCCUACAUGAGCUGAGCCUGGGCGACACGUUUGAGGACCUCCUCGUGGAGGUCUAUCAGCUGGAGGGGGUGGACCCCGCAUCCAAGCCCCGCGACCCCGUCUACUCGGCGCUCGUCCGAGACCCCUCGAGCUACUGCCGCCUGAUCUACAGAGCCAACAACAACUGUAAACCAAGCAAUGUGAAGCGGGGGAAGUUCUACCGGAUUUCAGGCAGGGUCAGCAGCUACCGCGGGCGCAUGCAGAUCCAGAUCGGCAGCUCAUGGGGCCGUGUGGAGAAGGUCAAUGGUGAGGAG